This is a messenger RNA of Octodon degus (degu), 1068 nucleotides long. It is a transcript of the gene Tpgs1, whose product is annotated as tubulin polyglutamylase complex subunit 1. Lineage: Eukaryota; Metazoa; Chordata; Mammalia; Rodentia; Octodontidae. The record is from RefSeq and is a predicted model, not a curated record. Gene Ontology annotation, molecular function: microtubule binding. Gene Ontology annotation, biological process: protein polyglutamylation. The transcript is spliced from 2 exons. Bases 32 to 937 code for a protein of 301 amino acids.
CUGGGGCCUCGGCGCGCCGUGGAAUACGGCAAUGCUUCCGGCCCCACUGCCCUCAGCGAACAUGGCGGCAGUGGAGAAGCGGCGGCCGGUGGUGACACCGGCGGCCAGUUUCACAGACAGUGGCCGGCCGUCGGUGUCCCGGACGGCGACAGCAGUCGAGAACGAGGAGGACUUCCUGCAACAGCUCGGCGUGACGGAGAUGCUGCGCGCGGCCCUGCUGAAGGUGCUGGAGGCGCGGCCCGAGGAGCCCGUCGCCUUUCUGGCACACUACUUCGAGAACAUGGGCCUGCGCUCGCCGGCCAACGGCGGCGCCGGGGAGCCCCCGGGGCAGCUCCUGCUGCAGCAGCAACGCCUGGGCCGCGCGCUGUGGCACCUUCGCCUGGCUCAUCACUCGCAGAGGACAGCCUUCAAUAACAACGUCAGCGUGGCCUAUGAAUGCCUGAGUGCUAGUGGGCGCAAGAAGAAACCAGGGCUGGACGGGCGGACCUACAGCGAGCUACUGCGGCGCAUCUGCCGCGACGGCCAGGCCCCAGAGGAGGUCGUGGCACCACUACUGCGAAAGAUCCAGUGCCGCGACCAUGAGGCUGUGCCACUGGGCGUGUUCAGGGCCGGCAUGCUCACCUGUUUUGUACUGCUGGAGUUUGUGGCACGGGCUGGUGCCCUGUUCCAGCUGCUGGAGGCCCCAGGGCUGGCUGCUGCUGACCGCUGCGUGGGCCAGGCUGUGCUGGACACCCUGGAGGGUGCCCUGGGUGCUGGGGACCAUGCCACCACCCCUGCCUGCUACCUGGAGGCUGGCUCACGCCUGGGGCCCGACAACCUGGCACUGGCCAUGGACCGUGCAGCAGCCGGGAGGAGGCCCAGCUCCCCCAUGGCCCGGGAGGAGUUCCUGAAGAAGGCAGCCACCCUCUUCAUCGCCAAGGUCAAGCCAGUGGGUUAGGCCCACCCUAUGCUCCCCAGACCUCAACCCUAACCAGGACCUGGGACAUCUGCCAGCUAGAACCCUUCUCCCUACCCCUGGCCAGCCUCCUGCCUGCCCCAGGCCCUGCGCAGCAGAAAUAAAAUGUGUCA